AUGAGUAAAGCAAACUUACUCCACACUGACAAUAACAUGAAAAUCAUCUUGUUCUCUGAAGUGAGUGUUGGGAUCUCAGCUAACACUAUCCUCUUUUUUGCCCGCCUCUGCAAGCUCCUUGGUGAGAACAAGCCUAAACCCAUUGAUCUCUACAUUGCUUUUCUCUCCCUGACCCAACUAAUGCUACUUAUAACUAUGGGACUCAUAGCUGUGGACAUGUUUAUGCCUUGGGGGAGAUGGAAUUCUACCACAUGCCAAUCCCUUAUCUAUUUGCACAGGCUUCUGAGAGGCCUCGCCCUUUCUGCUACCUGUCUGCUGAAUGUCCUUUGGACUAUCACACUUAGUUCUAGAAGCUCCUGUUUAACAAAGUUUAAACAUAAAUCUCCCCAUCACAUCUCAGGUGCCUUUCUUUUCUUCUAUGUCCUCUAUAUGUCUUUUAGCAGUCAUGUCUUAGUAUCAAUUAUUGUUACCCCCAACUUGACCUCAGAAGAUUUUAUGUAUGUUACUCAGUCCUGCUCACUUCUACCCAUGAGUUACUCCAGAGAAAGCAGGUUUUCCACUCUUAUGGCCAUCAGGGAAACCUUUCUUAUCAGUCUCAUGGCCCUGUCCAGUGGGUACAUGGUAGCUCUCCUAUGGAGGCACAAGAAGCAGGCCCAGCAUCUUCGCAGCACCAGCCUUUCUUCAAAGGCAUCCCCAGAGCAAAGGGCCACCAGGACCAUCAUGCUGCUCACGAGCCUCUUUGUGGUUCUCUACAUUUUGGAAAGAGUUGUCUUCCAAUCAAGGCUGAAGUUCAAGGAUUGCUCAGUAUUCUACUUUGUCCAUAUUAUUAUGUCCCAUAGCUAUGCCACAGUCAGCCCUUUUGUGUUUAUUUGUACUGAAAAACAUAUAAUUAAGUUUUGGGAGUCAAUUUUUGGCAGAAUAGUAAAUAUUUGA
Messenger RNA from Mus musculus (house mouse), 933 nucleotides. It is a transcript of the gene Vmn1r49, whose product is annotated as vomeronasal 1, receptor 49. Gene Ontology annotation, molecular function: pheromone receptor activity. Gene Ontology annotation, cellular component: plasma membrane; membrane. The transcript has a single exon. Gene Ontology annotation, biological process: G protein-coupled receptor signaling pathway; sensory perception of chemical stimulus. Bases 1 to 933 code for a protein of 310 amino acids. The record is from RefSeq and is marked provisional. Lineage: Eukaryota; Metazoa; Chordata; Mammalia; Rodentia; Muridae.